This is a messenger RNA of Esox lucius (northern pike), 1427 nucleotides long. RefSeq names its product secreted frizzled-related protein 5. Lineage: Eukaryota; Metazoa; Chordata; Actinopteri; Esociformes; Esocidae. The record is from RefSeq and is a predicted model, not a curated record. Gene Ontology annotation, molecular function: Wnt-protein binding. The coding region runs from base 69 to 1181 and encodes 370 amino acids. The transcript is spliced from 5 exons. Gene Ontology annotation, biological process: canonical Wnt signaling pathway; non-canonical Wnt signaling pathway; negative regulation of canonical Wnt signaling pathway.
GCUGGGCCAGCUGAACAACCACGCCACACUCCUCCUCAGACAGGAAGCCAGGGAUCUCUGACAGGAAAAUGUCUGAGAUCUUCUCUGCGCCUCCCGGGAUGACCCCAGUUUUGGCGCCCCGUCUUCACGCCUCAUGUCCGGGGAGAUCUUUGCGAGUCCUUGCCCCCCUUCUUGUUCUCAUCCUCCUGCUUCCAGCUGUACCUGGCCGGGGCGUGAGGCUGGAGGCCAGGGCUGCGUCGAGCGUCAGACCCGGGUCUGAACCCAGACGCGCGGCCGGGUUGAGGAUCGUGGAAGCGGCGGAGGUCAGCCCUGAACAUGGAGCUGAGGCGGUGGGUGGCGUCCUGUCGGCGGACAGCAGCACCGGGCACUGGGAGCUCCGCACCUCCUCCCGCUGUGUGCCAGUCCCGCCAGGCAUGGCGCUUUGCCGGGACAUCGGCUACGCCACCAUGAGGAUGCCCAACUUGCUGGGCCAUGAGUCGCCAGGGGAAGCCGUCCAACAGAGUGCCAGCUGGUUGCCCCUGCUCGCCAGGGAGUGUCACCCGGACGCACGCAUCUUCCUCUGCUCGCUGUUCGCGCCCAUCUGCCUGGACAGGUUUGUGUCUCCAUGUCGGAGCCUGUGUGAGUCGGUGCGGGACAGCUGUGCUCCCAUCAUGGCUUGCUAUGGCUACCCCUGGCCGGACAUCCUUCACUGCGACCAGUUCCCUGACGAUCACCUCAUGUGUAUCUCCUCCGUCACCAACACCAGCGCCACCAUAGGGGCGCGCACCCAAGUGGUGCCCCGGGCAAGCUGUCGAGAUUGUGAACUGGAGGAGGCCCCGUCUGCCAAAGUCCUUCUGGAGACCUUCUGCCGGAGUGACUUCGUGGUGAAACUGAGGCUUACGCGGCUCACGUCCAGCCCGCUGACUCUGGCCCAGUUCUCCCUGGCCUCUCGUCUACAGGCCCUGAAGCACGGCCCCCUCCUGGGAGGGCAGAUCCGGUCCCGCCUGCAGCUGUGGCUGGACAGAGACGCCACGUGCGUACGGAACAUGACCCGACGCCACCCGCAAGGCGGGUCCUUUCUGGUGACGGGCACUGUGCAGGGGGACCGGCUGGUGAUCCACAAAGCCUUCGCGUGGAGCAAACGGGACCGGAAUCUGAUGGCUGCAGCCCGCAAGUGGAAACAGCACCGAUGUAGAGGCUAGCAGGCACCAGAGACGGAGGAGCUGGAAGUUGAAUUAGAUCUGAGAUGGGCAUAAGCCCAGCUACUGCUUAGCUGUACCUGUACCAACUCUGGAUUCAGUGAUAGACUUAGGGAAAUAUAAUCAUGUCCUUGGAUAGCUGGAUGGAUGUUUCAAGAGAGGAUGCUGGUGAGGGGAGGACGCUCUGCGUUCCCAAAUGUACAUAUCUAUAAAUUAUAAGUAAAAUAUCACCGAUCUAUAUUUCUAAAA